This is a messenger RNA of Sorex araneus (European shrew), 4814 nucleotides long. It is a transcript of the gene RIC8B, whose product is annotated as RIC8 guanine nucleotide exchange factor B. The transcript has 10 exons. Gene Ontology annotation, cellular component: plasma membrane; cytoplasm. Lineage: Eukaryota; Metazoa; Chordata; Mammalia; Eulipotyphla; Soricidae. Gene Ontology annotation, biological process: G protein-coupled receptor signaling pathway. Bases 131 to 1813 code for a protein of 560 amino acids. Gene Ontology annotation, molecular function: guanyl-nucleotide exchange factor activity; G-protein alpha-subunit binding. The record is from RefSeq and is a predicted model, not a curated record.
CAGGAGGGAGGGAGGGAAGGAGGGAAGGAAGGAAGCUGGGAAGCCGCGAGCGAGCGGGGGCGCGAGGCGUUUACCUGGAGGCAGCGGCUGGGGCGCGCAGCGCGGCCGCGGCUCCCCCGCACCUGCGGCCAUGGAUGAGGAGCGCGCCCUCUACAUCGUCCGGGCCGGCGAGGCGGGGGCUAUCGAGCGGGUCCUGCGGGACUACAGCGAGAAGCAUAGGGCUACUUUCAAAUUUGAGUCAACCGAUGAAGAUAAACGAAAGAAACUCUGUGAAGGCAUAUUUAAAGUCCUUGUGAAGGACAUCCCAACAACAUGUCAAGUGUCCUGCCUGGAAGUUCUCCGCAUUCUCUCUAGAGACAAAAAGGUUUUAGUUCCUGUAACAACCAAGGAAAAUAUGCAGAUACUAUUGCGACUAGCCAAGCUAAACGAAUCGGAUGAUUCUUUGGAGAAGGUGUCAGAGUUUCCAGUUAUUGUGGAGUCAUUGAAAUGUCUGUGUAACAUAGUGUUCAAUAGUCAGAUGGCACAGCAGCUCAGUCUGGAACUUAACCUUGCUGCAAAGCUUUGUAACCUCCUGAGAAAGUGCAAGGACCGAAAGUUUAUCAAUGACAUUAAGUGCUUUGACUUGCGCUUGCUCUUCCUCUUGUCACUUUUGCACACCGACAUCAGGUCACAAUUGCGCUACGAGCUCCAGGGACUACCGCUGCUAACCCAGAUCUUGGAAAGUGCCUUUAGCAUCAAGUGGACUGAUGAGUAUGAAUCGUCCAUAGACCAUAAUGGACCUCCUCUCUCAGCUCAGGAGACAGACUGUGCCAUUGAGGCCCUCAAAGCUCUCUUCAAUGUGACAGUAGACAGUUGGAAAGUGCAUAAAGAGAGUGAUUCUCAUCAGUUCCGAGUCAUGGCAGCUGUCCUUCGCCAUUGUUUACUAAUUGUAGGUCCAACUGAAGACAAAACAGAAGAGCUGCACAGCAAUGCAGUCAACCUUUUAAGCAAUGUUCCAGUCUCUUGUUUGGAUGUUCUCAUUUGUCCAUUAACCCAUGAAGAAACUGCACAAGAGGCAACGACUCUAGAUGAAAUGCCCAGUGAUAAAACAGAUGAGAAAGAAACAGUUUUGAAGAACAAUACCAUGGUAUACAAUGGUAUGAAUAUGGAGGCCAUUCAUGUUUUACUCAAUUUUAUGGAGAAAAGAAUAGACAAGGGAAGCAGCUAUAGAGAGGGUCUAACUCCAGUUCUCAGCCUAUUAACAGAAUGUUCCCGAGCCCAUCGAAACAUCAGAAAAUUUCUCAAAGAUCAGGUUUUACCGCCAUUGAGGGACGUGACAAAUCGACCUGAAGUCGGCUCAACUGUGAGAAAUAAGCUGGUGCGCCUCAUGACACAUGUUGACCUCGGAGUCAAGCAGAUCGCUGCUGAAUUCCUCUUUGUCCUUUGUAAAGAGAGAGUGGAUAGCCUGCUGAAGUACACUGGCUAUGGGAACGCUGCGGGACUGCUGGCGGCCAGGGGCCUCUUGGCUGGAGGAAGAGGAGAUAAUUGGUACUCAGAGGACGAGGACACAGACACUGAAGAAUACAAAAAUGCAAAACCAAACAUUAAUCUUAUCACUGGUCAUUUAGAGGAACCAAUGCCAAACCCCAUAGAUGAAAUGACAGAAGAACAAAAAGAAUAUGAAGCCAUGAAACUUGUCAACAUGCUUGAUAAACUUUCCAGGGAGGAGUUGCUUAAGCCAAUGGGACUAAAGCCUGACGGGACAAUAACGCCUCUGGAGGAAGCACUCAGUCAGUACUCUGUCAUCGAAGAGACCAGCUCCGACACGGACUGAAGCGUCACCUGCUCAACUCUCGAUACUGCUUUUAUCAGCAUCUUUUCUCUGUAGCUCCAGGGGAAUCUUUUCUCUACAACAUUUAUGCCCUUGCUUUGGCUAGAAACACAUUAACUGGUUUACUCGUUGAGAAUCCAGCGUAUUUACGAGGUGAUCCUGUGUUUUUGCGAUUCUGAGGCAUUCGUGCAGAGCUGCAGUUAGAGUUGCAGAGGCGAGUCGCCGGGGGGAGAGACCAUUCCGUCCCGCGGGAUGGAGCCCGAGGACUUUCCGCGCAGCAGCCUUGGCUCGGUCUAGCCAUCUGUUCGCUCCGACUCUACAGAAGACUCCUCCCUGUCCGUCCUCGCUGGCCAGAGCUGCCCCUCACAGCUCUGCCAGACAGACAGACGGAGGCUUGGGAGACGCAAAGGGAGUCGCCAAGGGCUGAGGCAAGCGCGGUGUUAGAUCAGGACUGACGGAACGGAAGCCAAGCAGCUGCUCCAUAGUCCCGCCCUAGUCUCACUUCGGUUUUGUAAAAAUACACACACACAACACACACACACACACACACACACACGCAGCCCCAGACUUGCAGACUCAUCACACCUAAGAGGUUAGUUCGUCACUUCCUAGAACUUCAGAAUACAUUUCUCCCCGUGAAGAGUCAUACAUGACGGUUUGGUUCUGAGGCAGCUAUAGAUGCCUAUUUAUUCCCCUCUCACCUGAACACUAGUACCGUGGAACUGAGCCCCAUCUGCCUGUGGCCCGGGGAACAUGCAUUCUGAGGCCCUGCAGCCCUCCGGGACGGGAGCUUGUCGGUGGCCUCUGCCAGGUGCGGAGAGCCAGCCACCCGCUCUGGCCAUGGAGGUCAUCAUGCGUCAUGUGUCAGCUGGGGACUGUGUGUGCUUGUGUGUGUUCUACCCUCCUACCAUAUGUGAUCAGUUUAACAGUAACUUUAUUUAUUUAAAAAAAAACACGUAGUUACUGUUAAAUUGAUUAAAGCUGUUUAGUUUUACUCCUAGAAUUGGUCAUAUGAAGAAGUAGAAAUUGAAUCAUGCAAUAGACAGAGGACCUAGUUCAUCAGUGGCUAAAGUUGAAAGGGGUUGGUUUCCUUUUAUAUCCAUAUAUGUAUGUGGGUAUAUGCAUGCAUAUACACAGGUGCGUGCAUAUACCCACAUAGAUAAUGUGCUUAACCACUGCCUUUUAAAACUUUAAAUAAAACAUUGGGGUUGAUUCAAUUUAGCCAUCUGUGUGUGCUUCUUUAUAGACAUAUGAGGUAAACAAUACUGUCUCAUAAUUUAUGCUUUUUAAAAGUGCUUUAACAUCCAUUAUUCUCACUUAUAAUAAACCUUUUUAAAGAUAGGGAAAAAUACAUGGAAAUUAGAGAGAAGCUAUUUAUCCAGAAGUCACUUCUGGCAAAAAAAAAAAAAAAAUCAGGAAUAGAAUUUUUAAGAGGCCUUUUAGCCGCCAAAAGAGAUAUCUAAAUAUCUUGCAACUUACUAUAGGCGAGAUCCUCAAGAAUCUCACUUUUUGCCUUUUUACCUAAAUUUGCAUACAUUUCUAACGUUUAGUACCUAACUCCCCACCCCCGCCCACCCCCAAACAGUGGCCCUGAAGAGAGAGCGAGAUAGGCAGGCCCGCCAGCACGGCUGGACAGAAACAGGAGCACAGCCCCGCAAGCCCAGGACUGCCCACCACAGGUGGCCCAGAGGUGACGUCCUCAUAAUGACCCCUUCCUGGCUUCCCAAACAGAAACUAAAUCCAGAAUUCUCUACCAAAGGAGAGGAAGGGCCCCGCAUCGUCCGGGAUUCUCUGUUCCGAGACCCGGCGUCGGGGCUGUGGGCGCCCCUGUUUGAACAGAAUGAAGUCUGGUAAUUCGGGAUUUUAGAUUUAAGUGAAAAAGUUUAGAAAAAAAAAAUCAAAGAAGUAUUUUUGUUACUUCAUUCUACAAAUGCAUUUUUUAAGUAUUUUUAUAAUUUCUACAGUCAGAUCACUUUGGCAUGAGUGUCAGUUUCCUUGGUGGAGACUUGUUGCGUGAAGCGCCCGCCUUCCCCCGCCUGAGGCCUGAGUGUCCCGGCCGCGUCCGUGUCCGUGUGCUUCUGUGUCCGCUGAGCUCUGUCGGGUCGAGGGGGCCACCGAGCUUUCCCUGCACCGGGAGAGCUGGUGGGGGAAAGACGAGCGCGCCCUCACCGUGCCGCUGUCCGCGUCUCUCGUCUCCUGUCACCGCAGCACAUCUCGUCCUAAAGGCCCUUUCUGGGAGCCCCCCGCCCCCCCCACCCCCCACAGGGCCCGCCCUGGGACAGCGAGGCUGGGAGAAUGGUACUUCUCAGGCCAUUUUAAGCAAUAAUUCUUUCAGCAGAACCGGUUUGAAGAACUUUUCAGGGGUGACCUGAAGUGGAAGCAGGACUGGAAAACGUGUGGCCAGUACCGGUGUCAAACACGGGCCUCGAGGCCUCCAGGCCGCCGGCCAGGGCAGUGGCUCAGAGGCUCCCGCGGGCAUUAGGAGAAAACACUGACAGCCCCCCGGCUCCCCAGUCCUCCCGGGCCCUGGCGCGGGGCGAGCAGGCACGUCGCAACAUGGAGCACCGGAGCUGCUGCUUUCGAGCAAGAGGCAAAAAGAUUUGGGGGGGCCCGGCACACCUCAGUGGUCCGUCCUGGGAGGCGGCCAGGACACGAGUCAUCUCCGUGAUAAACGGCGCAAACACUAAACCUUCCCUCCCUGCCACACCGGCCUCCGCCUGCCCCACGCCACCUGUAUCGACGGCCUUUCCUCCCAACUCUAAGAGUAAUAUAUGUUUGUUGUGGAAGUUUGGAAAAAAUGCAGUACUAGUUAAUGCAUCCAAAUCCCACCCCCUGAGAUAAUCACUGUCGAUGUUUUAGUGUGUUUCUGUCCUGUAUUUUUUCUAUGCAUAUAUAAUUUAUUUUACUACAAGAUUGGGAUCAUACUGUAUUUACAGAUUUGUAUCCUGCUUUCUUUAACAUUGUGAGCAUUUUCCCAUGUCAAUAAAUAUUCUUCAAAAACGAA